CCCCAAAUCCAAUGUCCAUCAUCAAUCAACACAAACACCAAUAGUCAAUAGAUCUCUCUGCCUUCUGGGUUUUCGAUCUUCUUCUGUUUUUCCUCAUCAACUUCGCCAAUCAAGGCAUAAAUUUCCAAUCUUUUAGGUUUUCUGUUUUCCAGUCUGAAUUCCUAAAUAUGAGAUAAUUUGGAAACUUUGGGGCUUGAAGGAAACCACACAUAGUCAGCUAUGGACACUCGUAGUGAUUUGAUCACACCUCCUUCCGCGGCUCUUGGUAAAGGUGGAGAUCAUACUGCUCCAGGUGAAAGAUUAAGCUCUUCCUCAUCUGCGUCGUCUUCGUCAUCUGGAGACCCUUUUGAAUUGGAUACUAAUGAAGCCGAUAAUUCUGCCUCAAGAACACCAGAGAGCUCUAACCAUGGAAAACAUAGUCAGUUAGCUUCAGAGUUUAUUCCAACCAGCUCAAUGCCACCCUCAGAUCAUCCUGACCGUAUGAGCCCAAACAAUGGCUCAGCAACGCAAUCCCCGCCACUGCAGGUGAUGGAGCGAGUUGGUGAUGAUGUUGCUAUGCCUUCCUCUGCAUACAGGAUCCCAUCUUCUGUAUUUGCUAGAACCAAUACUAAUGCUCCAAUGGAGUGGAGUGUUGCUUCCAAUGAAUCAUUGUUCAGUCUCCACAUGGGAAACAUGAGUUUCACUCGAGACCAAUUAUUCUGGAUGGGUAAAUCGGGAGAGCUAGGAUUGGCAGGCGAUCCUACCAUUAUGUCUGGAAAGAUGAUGGAUUUCUCUAGCAAUCAGCCUCCAAUUACCAGCAAAUCGACUGAGCUAAUCAAUUGUUCAAGUGAUCAACCUCCAAUAAGAAAAUCAACCGAGGUCGAGAGAAGGAAUGCUGAUCUUGAAUCACCUUUUGGCAUAACUGAAACAACAUCUGCUGAAACAAUGAUGGAGGUUAUAAGAGAAAAUGAUGAUAAUGCUAGGAGUAAGGAAAACCCAUCACAAGCCAAAGAACCGACAACUCGAACUUCAAGCGUUUCUCGCAACUCAGAUUGCAGUGGUGGAGCUAGUGUUCACUCUUUCGCAUUUCCAAUAUUGACAGGUGAUGCAAACAAAAGUGGUUCAUUGAAAGUCGGAAAUGAAAAGCCAAAGCAGCAGCCACGGCCACAGUCACAGUCUCCUAAAGUAUCCUCAGAGCCAAAUCAACAGUCACAACCACAAACCCCAAAGCCAGAGGACAGUAAUGAAUCUCCGAGACCAAAACCAACCGGGAAUGCCUGUCAGCGUAAAUGGUUAUCUUGCUUUUCUUGUUGGCAAUUCUGUUCUUGAGGGACAAAACUCCAUUGCCUUCAUAACAUCCUCUCCAUAAGAGGGACUAUGUUUUCUUGAAAAACUUAGAUCAUCCAUACAUGCUAGUCUUAACUUUAGUAGUCCUUUUGCAAGUGCUUAGUCUCAGUUUUGAUUAAUUAGUCUCACAGCAUAUUGUUGCACCAGAUACUGAGCAGGUAAUCAGAUGGAUUAAUCAUUCCGUCCAUAAACAUUCAUAAC
Tripterygium wilfordii is the source of this 1527-nucleotide messenger RNA. RefSeq lists its product as uncharacterized. The coding region runs from base 220 to 1308 and encodes 362 amino acids. The transcript has 3 exons. The record is from RefSeq and is a predicted model, not a curated record. NCBI's taxonomy places the organism in Eukaryota, Viridiplantae, Streptophyta, Magnoliopsida, Celastrales, Celastraceae.